AUGGAUUUCCUCAAGAAAUUAGCCAAAAGUGAUGCGGGGCAGAUGGCAAUGAAUAUGGUCCGACAAAAUGUUGAAGAAAAAUUCAAGGAGUACACUGCUUCUCAACAAAAUUCAGUUGGAUCGGCAUCUCAAUCUGGGGAUACUGAAGGGCAGCCGUUGUGGCCGGGACCCGUGAACAAAUCUCUUCCGUUCGCCAUCGAGAAGAAACUUUCAUCCAACUUUUCACGUGCCACGUACGGAGAUGGCUAUGCUUUGGUAUAUACACCAACUAACUAUAUAGUCUACGCCAACGACGAUUCCACAUAUAUCGAUCACUUGGAAUAUCUCUGGAAAGAGUUCGAUGAGUGUGUUUUGCAACACAAUGACCCUGUCAAACUAAUCGACGACUUGGUGCAAGCGAUUAUUCGGGAAAAAGAGCAGCAAUCUGAUUGUCUUCCUGUUUUCUUUGCUAUCAUUGCAGGAUUCUCAAAAUAUGUCAAGCAACAACAGGAGAAAGGAGGAACAAGAUUCUCUAUGUCGAAGUUGAACAAACGUGGGGACACACCAGUUCAUGUUGCAGCAGAGUAUGGAACGAUUGGACUUCUACAGUGUUUGUGGGAUGAGUGCUUCGAUCCGUUGACAAUCAAUCAGAAUGGGGAAACUAUCCUCCAAGUGGCACGUAGUCGCCCUGAUAUUAUCAAGUACAUCACUAAAAACGUGAAAGGAGAAGUUUUCGAUCGGAUGAUUCUUACCGCUGAAAACCACCCAACACCUUUGGAGCCCAAAUAUCCGAAAUCCUUUGAAUCGAUCCUCAAAUACACAAUCGACAACAACUUGCCUCACUGCCUCUUUGCGCCUGGAGUGUUGAUCAGUUCAUCGAAAUUUAGUUUUCGAGAUUUGGAGACAGUGCUCAAAAUUUUGUACAUACAGGACUCGGACUUUUUGGGAAGACUCCACAAGUCUCAGAACAUCUUUCAUAACAUUAACGCUUUUUCGCACCAACAACAGAAAUUGAUCAUGAGCUUUGCCAAAUUGGAAAUGUUGAACGUUCAAGAUUCCGAUGGAUUGACGCCAAUUCAUUGUAUAGCCAAAAGCGGAAGUGUUGAAACAUUCCUCACGAUGUGGUCUUAUGGUGCUGAUAUCAAUCUCUUGAGCAACAACGGACAGUACCCAAUGGACUAUGCUCUUGUUCGUGAUGACCUCGAUCUUGUCAAAGCUUUUCUCGCAUUCGACGGAAAUUACAGUGACCGUUUCAUGAAAGAUGCAGUUAGUCAGAAGAGUAGAAAGUGUUCGGAGACUCUUAAAAAACAUUUCAAAGCACUCGAGGAAACGAAAAACAACAAGAUUGAAUUUAACAACAGUGAUCCAACUCAUCGUCGCUGUAAAAACUUUCCUGCUAUCACAAAAGAUGAUCGGAUCGUGCUCUCAAUCGAUGGUGGUGGUAUGAAAGGAAUCCUUGCGUUACAAUUGUUGAAAGAGAUUGAGAAAAUUGUUGGCAACCAUUUCUUGAAGCGGUUCAAUCAUAUUGGUGGCACCUCAACAGGAUCAAUGAUUACCCUUGGAUUGGUUCAAUACGGAAACAUCGAUCAUGUUAUUAGACAAUAUUUUAGAAUGAAGGAUGAAAUCUUCAUUGGAUCUCGACCAUACUCCGGAGAAGGCCUUGAGAAUGCUCUGAUCAACGAAUUUGGAAGAGACACUCUGAAACAGCUUGGCGAGAAGAACAACAUCAGAGUUUGUAUUCCGGUGGCUCGUGUUGAUAUCAGCCCACCACAACUCUACAUGUUUCGCAGUUACGACUUGCGUGAUCCAGUUUUUGAAAAAGAUUCAUCAAACUUGAACUGGUGCGCUGCCAAAGUGGUUCGAUCUUCUUCUGCGGCACCGUCUUUCUUUCCACCGGUCGACGGAAAGUUUAUGGAUGGGGGACUCAUUGCUAACAACCCAUCAAUUGAUAUUCUAACGGAUUGUCAACGUUUGGAGUUUGAGAGAAAUGAGAGGAAUAUCACAAAAAUUAUUGUGUCAGUUGGAACUGGAGCGAUGGAGAAGAAGAUUGAUAAUAUUGAUUUAAUGAAACCAACAACUAUGGGUGGAAUAAUCAACACUUUCAAUCAAGUCCUUCAUCUCAAAGAUGUCUUUAUUGAGCAGCUAACCGCUUCCGAUGGAGUGACUGUCGAGCGUGCUCGUUGGAUGGCUGAAGCGAUGGGAAUGGCUUUCUUCCGAUUCACACCAAAUCUCGAGUUUCCGGUCGCUAUUGACGAAAAGAAAGACAGCGCUCUCAUAGAUGCGAUGCUCGCUGUCAAGUACGAAGCCAUUACAAUGCGCAACGAGAUGCUCAUGCUCGCCUCGAUUUUUAAGUAG
Molecule: messenger RNA, 2334 nt
Organism: Caenorhabditis remanei
Lineage: Eukaryota; Metazoa; Nematoda; Chromadorea; Rhabditida; Rhabditidae
Exons: 13
Coding region: 1-2334 (777 amino acids)
Biological process (GO): lipid metabolic process; positive regulation of ceramide biosynthetic process
Cellular component (GO): mitochondrion
Molecular function (GO): protein binding
Source: RefSeq, a predicted model, not a curated record